UCCAUUUCGUUAUCCUCAUUUUCCUUCACUCUUUCUUCCACUCUCUCAGAUCCAUUUCCAACCAUGGCAGCAACCACCGCAACCGCCACCUUAACCACCCUCACACUCUCUUAUCCUACACCCUCAUCUUACCCUGCGCACCACCCCAAAACCACCCUCCACUUCCCAACACCCCUCCGCCGCACCAUCCGCCUCCGCCCCAUCUCCGCCGUCUCCGAGAAAGUCGAGAAGCUCGGCGACGACAUCUCCAGCCUCACACUGGAACAAGCCAAGACCCUCGUCGACUACCUACAGGACAAGCUCGGCGUCUCCGCAGCCUCGUUCGCACCCGCUGCCAUCGCCGCCGCGCCCGCGGCGGCUGAUGCUGCUGUAGCGGUGGUGGAGGAGCAGACGGAGUUCGAUGUGGUGAUUCAGGAGGUGCCGAGUAAUGCUAGGAUUGCUGCGAUUAAGGCGGUGAGAGCGCUGACGAGCUUGGCGUUGAAGGAGGCGAAGGAGCUGAUUGAAGGGUUGCCGAAGAAAUUCAAAGAAGGGGUUUCUAAGGAUGAAGCUGAAGAUGCUAAGAAACAGCUUGAAGAAGCUGGUGCCAAAGUUGCCAUUGUUUAGGUUUUCGCUUCUCUUCUCAAUGUUUUGAUUUUCCUCAAUUUUACUCUCUUUGUGUAAUUUCGUAGUAAUAAUAUGUAGUUUGAGUUCAAUUUGUAAAAGAGGUUUGUUGAUUCCAGUUUCAUAACUCAAUUCAUUGGAGAUUUUGGACA
Lotus japonicus is the source of this 752-nucleotide messenger RNA. Its product is annotated as 50S ribosomal protein L12, chloroplastic-like. Gene Ontology annotation, biological process: translation. Gene Ontology annotation, molecular function: structural constituent of ribosome. The coding region runs from base 64 to 603 and encodes 179 amino acids. Gene Ontology annotation, cellular component: ribosome. The record is from RefSeq and is a predicted model, not a curated record. The transcript has a single exon. Lineage: Eukaryota; Viridiplantae; Streptophyta; Magnoliopsida; Fabales; Fabaceae.